CGGAACCCUGAGCAGGCGCACUAUGUUUUGUAAGUUUUCAACCCUAAGGAUCGGGUCGUGGCAAAUCGCGAAUCGGCGACCUACCAUGGUCGGAUCGGGCAACUUCUGUGCGGUAGCCGGCUGCUUCAACUCCUGGAGGAAAGGAAGGAAAGAGGGAAAGACUUACUCUUUCCACAGCUUUCCCAAAAGGCCCCAUUUGAGAAAGGUUUGGAUCAAGUUCUGCUCGAGGAAAGACAGACUGAAUCCCAAUUCGGGCCGGAUAUGUUCGGAACACUUCAAACCGGAGGAUUUCCAGCUUAACUUCAAGAUGCAGCUCAUGGGAAUACCCGUGAAGAGGAUGCUCGUCCCGGACGCCGUUCCUUCUAUGAAUCCACCCGAGAUCGGGACGCAGACGCGCAGGAAGACAGAAGUCGAAGAAGAAAACGACGAAGGGGAAGACCCGAACACGUUUCAGAGCGUCACGGGAGACGUGGAGGCGAUCUCGGACUUGCCGACAUCCGUGACUGACACAGGGUUCAGAACAAAACCGACGCGGAAAAGCUUUCAGAAAUUGAACAAGUCGAAACUUUCGACGGGCGAGGCGAGAAAAGCCCAGGAGAAAAGCCAUAGAAGGGCGAUCAACGGGGAAAAACCGACCGGACGGACAAAACAAAUCAAUUUACUGAAAAUGAAGGUGAACAGCGUGAAUAAGAUCUCGUCCCCAUCAGACGAACUCAGCUGUCAUGGAGCACUGAAGACCGAGAAACAAGUCGAGUUCAGCAUCGUAUUUUCCGCGACAGAACUGAAAAUAUUAAAAGGAUGAAACAACAUUUUUAUUUCAAUCAAAAUCCUUGUUUUUGGUAAUGAUCAAACCUUCAAGUUUGAAAUUUUGUCCCAAACACAAUGAUCUGGUGUUUCGAAGAACGAACGACUAGAUUGUCAAUUAUUAAAUGGACCUGGACAAACACCUUUUUAUAAAUUUUUUUAUAAACAACAACGUUUAUAAACAAUUCAUUAAAAAAAAAAAAAAUUAUUAAAAUAUUAUUUGAGUGUACAUUUGUACCUCAAUGAAACACUUCCGUGCUCUGGAAGUAGACGAGACAAAGUUCAGCCUGAACGUGCAAAAUCGUCCAUUUGUUUAUCUUAUCUUCGUUUACACAUUGUUAUUUGCGGCUGAAGCUUUUCGAACUUUCAAUUUUCCUCAAAAUGACGAACAUUCCUCAGAGAUUUUUUUACAGUGUUCAUCUAAACAAGAAAAAA
Messenger RNA from Cimex lectularius (bed bug), 1239 nucleotides. RefSeq lists its product as uncharacterized. The transcript is spliced from 3 exons. The coding region runs from base 23 to 802 and encodes 259 amino acids. The record is from RefSeq and is a predicted model, not a curated record. Lineage: Eukaryota; Metazoa; Arthropoda; Insecta; Hemiptera; Cimicidae.